AUGUGUGAUACCAGAAUGUUGCAGACAAAGAAGAAGGACAAAAAAGGUAAAGAUGAGAGCAAGAAGAAAAAUUCAAAAAAGACUAAGAAGAAAAACCUCAAGAGCAUAGUAAAAAAGGACAAGAACAAGAAGAAAGAGAAAGAGAAAGAGAAAGACAAAGAUAAAGCUAAGGAUAAGGAUAAAGAUAAGGAUAAGAAUAAGGAAAAGGAUAAGGAAAAGGGUAAGGAUAAGGAUAAGAAGUCGAGAAAGAAGAGAUGUGUCGAGGGUGAGGACUCUGCUGAAGAAGAAUCAACGGAGAGUGAAGAGGAAGAGUCUAUAAUUCCUGACUCGUUAGCAGUCAUCAAGCAAUCUAGGAUACCACAAGCACAGCGAGUUCCAGAAAAGAAGGUACUUCCCGGUGCACCCACUAACCCACCGCCUGCCCCAUCAUGGUACAUUAGAAGGUUACUCGAGGAAGAGCGGCCAGAUCUGGCUGGAGAAAAUGGUGAAUUCGAGUUGGAGGAUGCCGAGUUGGAUCUCCUCGAAAAAGAUCUACGCGAGCACGCUGAACUUCAAGUCGAUGAUGUUGUAGUAAAUGACGACAAUUAUGAUGAUGAAAACCGUCACUUGGUUCGGUACGAAGUGCAGAUAAAAGUGAAUGAAGGCCGUUACUCAGCAAUUUACAUAGUCACAAAACAGAUCCGUAAUGACAAUGAUUUCAAGGAUGCUCCCGGUUUUUACACUCUCAAGACAGGAUUGCGCAAUGGCAGUUGCAUAUUCAACUCUAAAACGAAGAGAGAGAUUCGGAUGCUAAACGAGCUAGCCAAGGCCAAGUUCCCUUGGGCGCCGCCUAUGAUCGACAGUGGGACCAUCAACGGUAUGCCUUUCAUCGUGAUGGGCAUUGUUGAUGUAAACAUUGAGAAGUUGCGAGAAAUACUUGGUGGGAAGUUCAAACCGGCAUCAGCGUUCUAUAUAGCUAAAGAGGUGCUGCGUGCUUUAUGUGACCUCCACGAACUCCGUUACGUGCAUAGGGAUGUGAAGCCGACGAAUAUAUGUGUGGGACUAGGGCCUAUGGCACCUCGAGUGUUCCUCAUCGAUUAUGGCCAUUGUGUUCGGCGUGGAAAAAAAUCCAGAUACGGUACGCCUGAUCAGUAUACCCUUCCCUACUGGAGUAUCGACGCUCACAAAAACAAGGCUGGUACAGAGAAAACCGACAUCGAAAUGUGGUUUUACACUUUUGCUGACCUUGAUCUUUCAGAUUACCGAUCAAAUAUGACCCAGAGCCCAGCGGCAUUGGUUUCCAUUGCGGAAACAUUUCGUGCAGCUGAGGAGAAAGUCGAUGUCGCAAAGAUCAGAAAAUAUCUUCUAGUCGGAUUACAAGACGCUCUGCCACCUGAAAAGAAAUACUGUCCGGAAUGGAUCAAAACCGCAGCACCCGCAUCACCAACAGCAGCUCAGCGUAAUCCAGUCACCACAUAA
Messenger RNA from Haemonchus placei, 1458 nucleotides. The record is from the annotation of a GenBank genome assembly. NCBI's taxonomy places the organism in Eukaryota, Metazoa, Nematoda, Chromadorea, Rhabditida, Trichostrongylidae.